Messenger RNA from Dictyostelium purpureum, 3070 nucleotides. RefSeq lists its product as uncharacterized. Gene Ontology annotation, molecular function: clathrin-cargo adaptor activity. The record is from RefSeq and is a predicted model, not a curated record. NCBI's taxonomy places the organism in Eukaryota, Evosea, Eumycetozoa, Dictyosteliales, Dictyosteliaceae. Bases 154 to 3051 code for a protein of 965 amino acids. Gene Ontology annotation, cellular component: AP-2 adaptor complex; membrane coat. Gene Ontology annotation, biological process: clathrin-dependent endocytosis; intracellular protein transport. The transcript has 7 exons.
UACUUUUCCAAUUAUUUAUUUAUUUAUUAACCCACCACCACCACAAAACACCUCAAUUCUCAAAUUUAUAUAUUUAUUUUAAAUAUUUUACUUUUUUUCAUUUAUAGAAUAAUAUCAUAAAAAUAAUAAAAUAAAUCUAUAAAUCUUUCAAAAAUGAGUGUUAGUGUUUCAAAUCCAAAUAUUGCUAAAACCUCAAUGAGAGGUUUAACCAAUUUUAUAUCAGAUUUAAGAAAUGCAUCAAAUAAAGAAAAUGAAGAAAAAAGAGUUACAAAAGAAAUGGCUCAUAUUAGAAAAGAAUUUAAAGAAAAUAAAAAUAUUGAUGGUUAUCAAAGAAGAAAAUAUGUUUGUAAAUUAGUUUAUAUGUAUAUGCUUGGUUAUGAAUUAGAUUUUGGUCAUAUGGAAGCUGUAACUUUACUUUCAUCAACAAAAUUCUCAGAGAAACAAAUUGGUUAUAUUGCACUUGGUAUUUUAUUAAAUGAACAACAUGAAAUGUUACCAUUAAUUAUUAAUUCAUUUAAAGAGGAUUUAUUAGCACGUAGUGAAUAUUUCCAAUCAUUAGCAUUAGCUGCAAUUUGUAAUAUAGGUGGUAAAGAAAUAGCUGAAUUUCUAGCUCCAUUAAUUCAAAAAUUAAUCAUUGCAAACACAACAACACCAAUGGUUAAAAAGAGAUGUGCAUUAGCAAUUUUAAGAAUGAAUCGUAAACAUGUUGGUUCAGUUACACCAGAUUCAUGGGUUGAGCGUUUAGUUUCAGUUUUAGAUGAACCUGAUUUUGGUGUUUUAAAUUCAUUAAUGAGUUUACUCAUUGAGUUGGCAUCCGAAAAUCCAACAGGUUGGGAACCAGCUAUUCCAAAGGUUAUUCAUUUAUUAAAAAAAAUUGUUAUUAAUAAAGAAUUUCCAAAAGAAUAUGUUUAUUAUCAUAUUGCAUGUCCAUGGUUACAAGUUAAAUUAUUAAAAUUCCUUAUAUUUUUCCCAGCACCAGAUGAUUCACAAGGUGGUAAGGUCUUGACUGAAAUUUUAGCUGCAAUUUUUUCACAAUCCGAAUCAGCAAAAGCUGGUACUGUUAAUCAUAAAAAUUCAUUAAAUGCUGUUCUUUUUGAAGCUAUUAAUUUAAUUAUUCAUCUUGACAAUGAUCCAGCUUUAUUAAAACAAACUUCAUUAUUAUUAGGUCGUUUCAUAACUGUCAAAGAAACAAAUAUUAGAUAUUUAGGUUUAGAAGCAAUGUCACAUUUUGCUUCUUUAUCAAACGAAACAUCGAUUAUGAUCAAAAAAUAUCAAGACACAGUAUUAUUAUCAUUAAAAGAUUCAGAUAUCAGUAUUCGUAGAAGAGCUUUAGAUUUACUAUAUGGAAUGUGUGAUAAAAAUACAUGUAAACAUAUUGUUGCUGAAUUAUUAUCAUAUUUACAAACUGCAGAUUAUGCGAUUAGAGAAGAGUUGGUUAUAAAGAUUGCAAAUUUAGCAGAGAAAUUUGCAUCAAAUUAUUCGUGGUAUGUUGAUGUUAUUCUUCAAUUAAUUACAACCGCUGGUGAUUUUGUUGGUGAUGAUAUUUGGUUCAGAGUUGUAAAGAUUGUUACCAACCACGAAGAUAUUCAAGCAUAUGCUGCCAGUACAGUAUUUAAUGCACUCCAAUCAAGAAAUUGUCACGAAACUCUUAUAAAGGUUGGUGGUUAUAUUUUAGGUGAGUUUGGUCAUUUAAUUGCCGAUAACAACAACUCAUCUCCAAUCAUCCAAUUUAAUACUUUACAUAGCAAGUUUAAUACUUGUAGCCCACAAACUAAAGCUCUCUUAUUGUCCACCUAUGCUAAAUUUGUAAAUUUAUUCCCAGAGCUUACCCAACCAACCCAAGAUGUUUUCAAACAACAUCAAUCCUAUAUCGAUGCUGAAAUUCAACAAAGAGCUUGUGAAUAUUUAAAUCUAACUUCAUUAAAUGAAGAAUUAAUGCAAACUGUACUUGAUGUCAUUCCAGCUUUUAAUGAUCCAAAUAAUACUUCAAAUAAAGAUCAACAACAACAACAACAAAUACCACAACAACAACAAAAUGGGUCAACUAUUAAUAGUCAAGAUUCUAAAAUUAGUUCAGGUGGCUAUACUCCACCACAACAAACUCAACCAAAUAAUGGUUUGGAUUUAUUAGAUCCAUUUGGUUUAGGUUUAGGUCAAGGUCAAGGUCAACAACCAUAUCCACAACAAGCUCAAUAUCAACAACCACAAUCAUUACAACCACAACAAUAUGAUUCAUCACCACAAGAUCAAAAUAUUUUUACAACCAACUCACCACCAGUAUCAGCAGGAUCACCAAUUUCAUCAGGUGGUGCAGCUGAUCCAAUGCAAGUUAAAAUUUUAGCAUCCUACAAAAGACUUUGCCUUGGAUCAGAAGGUGUUCUCUUUGAGGAUAAUAUGUUACAGGUUGGUUUGAAAUCAGAGUAUCAAGGUGGUCAAGGUAGAAUCAUGUUAUACUAUGGUAAUAGUUCAGCUUUCCCAUUAACUAAUUUCAAUGUUACAUUUAACUCUAUUAGUGGUAUUCAAUUACAACCACAAUCAAUUGCCCCAAUAAUUCAACCAAAGGCUCAAAUCCAACAACCUGUCACUUUUUCAUGCACUAGCGAAUUUACUGAAUCUCCAACUAUUGUCAUCAACUUUUUAACACCAGGUAAACCAAUCACAAUUAAUCUUCGUCUCCCAAUUAUUAUAAGUAAAUUCUUUGAACCUCUUCGUCUCUCAAGUGGUGACUUUUUUGGUCGUUGGAAGACAAUCUCUGGUAAACCAUUAGAAACUCAAGAGGUUUUCAAAUCCAGUAAACCAAUCGAUAUUAAUUCAUAUAAUAGAGUUUUACAAGAUGGUUUGAAUAUUACAGUCCUUAAACAGGUAGAUCCAAAUCCAAACAAUAUCGUAGCAUCUUGCCUCUUCCCAUUCAGUUCCAAUGGUCAACCAAUUUCAACAUAUGUUAGAAUUGAAACGAAUCCACAAGCAAAUAUGUGUCGUUUAACAAUUAGAUCUCAAUCUGCUACUCUUACAAAUACAGUUAAAAAUUUAUUAAUUUCUCAUUUACAAUAAAAAUAAAAAAAUUAAAUAU